UAUAAUGAUGGAUCCUCAUUCGUAUGUCUGAGUUAUUCGACAUUCUCCUGCAAACGCACUCCUUCCGAGUGCAAAGCCAAGAUUGAUGAGCUCUCAAGAAACCCAUGGUCGAGUAAAGAACUUGAUCAGGUCCGAAGGUCAGGGGACCUCAUUUGCUGUAACCCUUAUCAAGCCUCACUUCGGUUCCAGAGACCAAUCUGUGUUCUUCAAAGGAAAUACAAGUUGUUGGCUCAAGCUAGACGGAAGCCUCUGCUUCAUUUACAACAUACACCCAUGGAGCAACGACAGGUCAAUAAGAUGUGUCCUGGGAGGGAUGUUGAGAAGAUGGCUCUGAGUGAUGUGGAUAAUUUACUAUUAUCCGGCUUAGAGAAGGAGAGAAAGAAACUUAGGGAGCUACUCGGUCUACGAGGUUGCAUAGCAAUUGUGGGUCCUGAGCAGUCUGGGAAGAAGGUUCUUCUCCGAUCUGUGUGUGAGGUAUUAAAUAUCCAGAUAAAUGUUGUUCCUCACAAGAAUCAUGAACCUCAAGACUCCUACUUGGUUCAUCAUGCUUUUUCACAAAAAAGCAUGAACUCGCUUCUCUUUUUUGAUGAUGAAACGCUCUGUAAAUGGGGUGCUGCCCUUGUUGAUUUUCUUUCUUACCCUCGGAGUAAGAAGGAUAUAUUUGUCGUGCUUUGUUUAAGUAGGCCGUAUGUGCUUGACAAGAUGGUUAUAAGAUUAUUUGGGCAGAGAUUGAUACUCGUGAAUCCACCUGCUGCUUUGAUAAGGACGUUAAUUUU
Camelina sativa (false flax) is the source of this 776-nucleotide messenger RNA. Lineage: Eukaryota; Viridiplantae; Streptophyta; Magnoliopsida; Brassicales; Brassicaceae. The record is from RefSeq and is a predicted model, not a curated record.